Gavia stellata (red-throated loon) is the source of this 2309-nucleotide messenger RNA. It is a transcript of the gene GIT1, whose product is annotated as GIT ArfGAP 1. Lineage: Eukaryota; Metazoa; Chordata; Aves; Gaviiformes; Gaviidae. The transcript has 22 exons. Gene Ontology annotation, biological process: regulation of ARF protein signal transduction; brain development. The record is from RefSeq and is a predicted model, not a curated record. Gene Ontology annotation, molecular function: protein binding; GTPase activator activity. Bases 1 to 2304 code for a protein of 767 amino acids.
AUGUCCCGGAAGGCGCCGCGGGCGGAGGUGUGCGCCGACUGCAGCGCCCCAGACCCUGGCUGGGCCUCCAUCAACCGCGGGGUGCUCAUCUGCGACGAGUGCUGCAGCGUGCACCGCAGCCUGGGUCGCCACAUCUCCAUCGUCAAGCACCUGCGCCACAGCCCCUGGCCUGCCACCCUGCUCCAGAUGGUGCACACCUUGGCCAGCAACGGGGCCAACUCCAUCUGGGAGCACUCGCUGCUGGAUCCGGCCCAGGUGCAGAGCGGGCGCCGGAAGGCAAACCCCCAGGACAAAGUGCACCCCACCAAGUCAGAGUUCAUCCGCGCCAAGUACCAGAUGCUGGCCUUCGUCCACAAGCUGCCCUGCCGGGAUGACGAUGGUGUCACUGCCAAGGACCUCAGCAAGCAAUUGCACUCGAGCGUGCGGACGGGCAACCUGGAGACCUGCCUGCGCCUGCUCUCGCUGGGCGCCCAGGCCAACUUCUUCCACCCGGAGAAGGGCACCACGCCACUGCACGUGGCCGCCAAGGCCGGGCAGAUCUUGCAGGCAGAGCUGCUGGUGGUCUACGGUGCCGACCCCGGGGCACCCGACGUGAACGGCCGGACCCCCAUCGACUACGCCAGGCAGGCAGCCCAGCAUGAGCUGGCGGAGCGGCUGGUGGAGUGCCAGUACGAGCUGACCGACCGGCUGGCCUUUUACCUCUGCGGCAGGAAGCCGGACCACAAGAACGGGCACUACAUCAUCCCGCAGAUGGCCGACAGGGUGCGCCCAAAGUGCAUGGCACAGAGCCUGGACCUCUCCGAGCUGGCCAAGGCAGCCAAGAAGAAGCUGCAGGCGCUCAGCAACCGCCUCUUCGAGGAGUUGGCCAUGGACGUCUACGACGAGGUGGACCGCCGGGAGAACGACGCGGUCUGGCUGACGACGCAGAACCACAGCACGCUGGUGACGGAGCGCAGCGCCGUUCCCUUCCUCCCUGUCAACCCCGAGUACUCGGCCACGCGCAACCAGGGCCGGCAGAAGCUGGCCAGGUUCAAUGCCAGGGAGUUUGCCACCUUGCUCAUCGACAUCCUUGGGGAAGCCAAGCGCCGUCAGCAAGGGAAGAGUCUGCUGAGCCCCACAGACGCCCUUGACUACUCGCUGCGGAGCCAGAGCGACCUGGACGACCAGCACGACUACGACAGCGUCGCCUCCGACGAGGAUACGGACCAGGAGCUGCUGCGCAACGCCUCCCGCAACAACCGUGCCAGGAGCAUGGACUCCUCCGACCUCUCCGACGGCCCCAUCACGCUGCAGGAGUACCUGGAGGUGAAGAAGGCUCUGGCCGCCUCCGAGGCCAAGGUGCAGCAGCUGAUGAAGGUGAACAACAGCCUGAGCGACGAGCUGCGCCGGCUGCAGCGCGAGAUCCACAAGCUGCAGGCAGAGAACACGCAGAUCCGGCAGCAGACGGGCCCUGCGCACCCAACCCCGGCCCCCAGCGAGCGGCCGGAGCAUGGGCACCCCCCCAGCACGGCCCCCCAGCACCGCCGGGACCGCCAGGCCUUCUCCAUGUACGAGCCGGGCUCGGCGCUGAAACCCUUCGGGCAGCCGGUGGAAGAGCUGGUGACGCGGCUGCAGCCCUUCGGUGCCGGUGAGGUGGAGGACGAGGCUCUGUACUCCAUGCACAUCCCGGCCAGCGUGUACCGGAUCCGGAAAGGUCCGUCUGCUUCCUCGGUGCCCUUUCCCCCGUCCUCCCCGCUGCUCUCCUGCCCGCCCGAUGGUGCCCGGCACAUGAGCAAGCUGGACCGGCACGGCAGCGGCACCGACAGCGACUAUGACAACACGCAGGCGGGUGAGGUCCUGAUCAGCAUGGAGGGGAAGCGGUUCGUGGAGCUGAGCAAGGAUGAGGACUUCCCCCAUGAGCUGGACCCGCUGGACGGGGAGCUGGACCCCGGGCUGCCCAGCACGGAGGACGUCAUCCUCAAAACUGAGCAGGUCACCAAGAACAUCCAGGAGCUGUUGCGGGCGGCGCAGGAGUCCAAGCACGACAGCUUCGUGCCCUGCUCGGAGAAGAUCCAUGCGGCUGUGACGGAGAUGGCAUCGCUCUUCCCCAAGAAGCCGGCGCUGGAGACGGUGCGGAGCUCCCUGCGGCUACUCAAUGCCAGUGCCUACCGGCUGCAGAGCGAGUGCCGCAAGACCGUGCCGCCCGAGCCGGGCGCUGCCGUGGACUACCAGCUCCUGACCCAGCAGGUCAUCCAGUGUGCCUACGACAUCGCCAAGGCCGCCAAGCAGCUGGUCACCAUCACCACCCGCGAGAAGAAGCAGUGAGCACC